Aphanomyces astaci is the source of this 1170-nucleotide messenger RNA. Its product is annotated as CAMK/CAMKL protein kinase. Lineage: Eukaryota; Oomycota; Saprolegniomycetes; Saprolegniales; Verrucalvaceae. The record is from RefSeq and is a predicted model, not a curated record. Gene Ontology annotation, biological process: protein phosphorylation. The transcript has a single exon. Gene Ontology annotation, molecular function: ATP binding; protein kinase activity. The coding region runs from base 29 to 1060 and encodes 343 amino acids.
UUUCCACCGUUGCCAUCAGAUCACAAGCAUGGAGCGAUACACCGUCCAGAGAGUACUGGCACCCGCCCUGUAUGGGGACGUGGUGCUCUGCCGCGACAAUCUCACUGGAGAUCAAGUCGCCAUCAAGCGCAUGAACAUCACCGCCGCACGCAGUCAGACGAUGGUCAACGGCCAUCGCCGCAUCUCCGAGGACGUCAUGUUUGAAAAACAUGUCAACCAAGUGCUCAGCUCGGAAGGGGGACACCAACACAUCUUGCGCAUGCGCACCGACUUCGUUCAAAAUGGCUUCGAACACUUCGUCUUCGACUUUUGCCGCGGCGGCGAGCUGUUUGACGUCAUCAACGCUUCCGAGAAGCUCUCGAACGAUGCAUCAUUGCGCUACUUCCGCCAAAUCCUCUCGGGGGUCCGCUACAUGCACGCCCAAGGCUUGGCGCACCGCGACCUGUCCCUCGAGAACGUCCUCUUGGACGAGCACAACAACGCCAAAGUGUGUGACUUCGGCUUGGCCGCGAGCGUUCCGAGCCUUCGCCACGAAGGCGUCGGCAAAGCAUUCUACAUGGCGCCAGAAGUCGUGUCGCGUCUGUCAUACGACCCCAUUAAGGCUGACGUGUGGUCUUUGGGCAUCAUGCUGUUCAUCAUGCUUGCCGGCAUUCCGCUUGUCGAAAUGGCAUCCGACGCCGACAGUCGCUUCCGCAUCCUCAAGGUCAAGGGGUUGAAGAAGCUCGUGCACAUGUGGAACAUGACGAGCGUGUUCGAACCGGAAGCCCUCGACCUGUUGGAACUGAUGCUGCACCCCAACCCCGAGUUCCGCUUGACGAUGGAUCAAGUGAUGAACCACGAGUAUGUCCGCAACCCUGUGGACGAAGUGGCAGUCCACGUGGCGUCCACCAAGGUGGAAGGCAUGUCGUCCAAGUGCCUAUCUCGUGCGGUGGCCAUCAAAGGGAAGGGAAUUGCCUCGUCAGUCAUGAACUGCCUUCGCAAUAUGAAUCGUCGCCCGUCGUCGCGCAAGAUUCUGGCGGCGCCAACUCAGUCCAUUGCAGACAGUGUCGUGACUGCGUGAUGAAUGGCUUGCGUGGAUGACAGACAUAUUUAUUAGUGUGCCGUGGUGGUGCUUGUAAUUUAUACCCUAGUAUUUAUAAUACAAUGAAUCUCUUGAAUCGAUCAAUUCCA